This is a messenger RNA of Gossypium raimondii (Peruvian cotton), 886 nucleotides long. RefSeq lists its product as uncharacterized. NCBI's taxonomy places the organism in Eukaryota, Viridiplantae, Streptophyta, Magnoliopsida, Malvales, Malvaceae. The record is from RefSeq and is a predicted model, not a curated record. The transcript has a single exon. Bases 115 to 699 code for a protein of 194 amino acids.
CUUAACAAACAGCAACUCUACAACUUAAGGGCCCUUUCAACAUUUCCAAGCAUAAUAAAAUCCUGUAGUUUCGUAUCCUUUCUUUAGCUUUGAUUCACUCUUCGUUGCCGUCAUAUGGGUAACUACUUUAGUGCUUUCAUUUGUCGUCCAUCAGAUAUUGCUGUUGUCGGGAAAGUGAUUCUUAGGGACGGGACGAUUCAGGAGUUUAGCUGGCCAUUGACGGUGGCGGAGCUGAUGCUGGAGCAUCCACAACAAGUGGUGGUAGAAUACCACGCAGCUGUUAACGAGAAGAAACCCGUUCCCUUACCGGCUGACCAUAAACUCCACGUGGCAAAAGUUUACGUAAUGCUGCCGGUGAAGCAAGGGAAACCAACCACGUUGUCGUCCGAGGAAGCUCGCCGGGUUCUGGUGAGUGCCAACGCCGUUUUGAGAUCGAAUUCGAGGUUCUUUCCUUUGUUUUCCAGGAUUUGCCCUGCAAAUCAUAUGCAAGUGAUGGGACAAAAAUCGCCGUUGCAGGGGAAGGGAAACGGCCGCGAAAGACUUGAGGAAGUUGGCAGUUCGACGGAGCUAAUACCGGAAAGUAUGGAAGGGAGGGUGGAGUAUAUGAACAGGCAAUAUUCCGCCAAGGGAUGGAAACCAAGCUUGGAUACUAUAAAGGAGAAGCAGAUUGAGACAAAGGUUCCGCAUUGGUUGUUUUAAAGCUAGCUAAGUACUUAAUUUAGAUUAUUCGUCUUCAUCAUGCAACUGUUUUCGAAAUAUUACAUGGAAAAAACACUAGCUAAUGUUGGGUCUUCUUCGAUUUCUUUGUAGAAACAAUUAAAAAGUGUUUUUUGUUUGAGGAACUAGUUUUUAUUUUUAUAUAAACAGAGAGUUUUAAAUAAAUAAA